Messenger RNA from Eutrema salsugineum, 1241 nucleotides. Its product is annotated as stearoyl-[acyl-carrier-protein] 9-desaturase 6, chloroplastic. Gene Ontology annotation, biological process: fatty acid biosynthetic process. Gene Ontology annotation, cellular component: chloroplast stroma. Lineage: Eukaryota; Viridiplantae; Streptophyta; Magnoliopsida; Brassicales; Brassicaceae. Bases 47 to 1198 code for a protein of 383 amino acids. The transcript has 3 exons. Gene Ontology annotation, molecular function: stearoyl-[ACP] desaturase activity. The record is from RefSeq and is a predicted model, not a curated record.
ACUCACAACGAACUCAGAGUAAAGUCUUGUCUCCUCCACCAUCCAGAUGCAGACGCACAAGUCUCUUCCCUCCCACACCACCCAAUGGGCCACACUAAUGUCUCGAUCCCACAAGCCGUCAAAAAUAUCGGCAGUGGCAGCACCAGUGAGACCGGCACUGAAACACCAGAACAAGAUCCACUCAAUGCCGCCGGAGAAAAUUGAGAUUUUCAAAUCUUUAGACGGAUGGGCCACCGAUCAAAUCUUGCCUCUUCUCAAACCCAUCGACCAAUGUUGGCAACCCGCUUCAUUCUUACCCGACCCGGCCUUACCCUUCUCCGAAUUCACCGACCAGGUGUGUGAGCUAAGGGAAAGAACAGCGUCAUUGCCAGACGAAUACUUCGUGGUGUUGGUUGGAGACAUGAUAACAGAGGACGCCUUGCCAACUUACCAGACGAUGAUCAACACGCUCGAUGGUGUAAGGGACGAGACUGGCGCGAGUCAGAGCGCGUGGGCCAAGUGGACACGCGCCUGGACGGCAGAGGAGAACCGUCAUGGUGACUUGUUACGGACUUACUUGUACUUAUCUGGUCGGGUAGAUAUGCUUAUGGUCGAACGUACCGUCCAGCAUCUCAUCAGCUCCGGCAUGGAUCCAGGAACAGAGAACAACCCCUACUUGGGUUUCGUCUACACAUCAUUCCAAGAGCGAGCCACUUUCGUGUCUCACGGCAACACCGCACGGCUCGCCAAAACCGCCGGAGAUACUGUCCUCGCUCGAAUCUGUGGCACCAUUGCCGCAGAUGAGAAGCGCCACGAGAACGCCUAUGUUCGCAUAGUCGAGAAGCUACUCGAAAUCGACCCAAACGGCGCAAUCUCCGCCGUUGCCGACAUGAUGCGGAAAAAUAUCACAAUGCCGGCGCAUUUGAUGACAGACGGUCGAGACCCGGUGCUCUUCGAACAUUUCUCCGCCGUGGCGCAACGGCUAGGAGUGUACACGGCGGAAGAUUACGCGGACAUUUUGGAGUUUUUGGUUGGACGGUGGGGAUUGGAGAAGAUAGAGGGAUUGACGGCUGAGGGGCAGCGUGCACAGGAGUUUGUGUGUGGCUUGGCGCAGAGGAUUAGACGUCUUCAAGAGCGUGCUGAUGAGAGAGCUAAGAAGGUUAAGAAGUCCCAUGAGGUUCGCUUCAGCUGGAUCUUUGACAAGCAGAUUAGUCUGUAAAAUCUUGAAAAAAAAAAAAUCCUUUGCUGAGACAAUAAAAAGA